AUGGCUCUCUCAACGAAUUGCUGGAAAUAUCUUGUUUUAACCUUCAAUGUUUUAUUCGCAAUGUCAGCUGUAGUAUUAUUUGGAGCCAGUGGAUUUCUUUUAUACAGACUUUUUAUUUACCGACAUUUCAUAGGAAUAAAUGUUGAAUACCCCGCCAUAUUAUUAUUGAUGAUGGCUAUUAUCACCUGUUCUGUUGCUUGGAUAGGUUGGAGGACAGCAAUGUCAAUGCACCAGAUUCAUGUUAUCAUCACUGGCAUAUUACUAAUCAUCGUGGUUGUCAUCGAAUUCUCCUGCUUCGUGUGGGCCAUGGUUGUGUGGGACAAUAUUGAGAUUGACAUCAAGUCUACUAUCAUGAGGUAUUUCGAGACCUCGUUGGCUAAUACUGACCCCAAUUCUGUGGAUAUGAUCAGAUGGGAUAGAUUACAAGUUAAGUUUGAAUGCUGUGGCGUGACGGGUCCAAGCGACUACACAUCAAAAGGCCAUGUGCCUUUUUCCUGCUGUGGACAGGGACCAUUGGAUUCUAUCCACAAGCCAUACACAUCGGAAUGCACGAUGUUGUUCCAAAGAGGCUGCGGUAAGCAGCUGCACGAGUACGCCAGAGAACAGCUGUUGUUAGUGUCCAUGACAGCCUUGGCCGCAUCUAUCUUGCAGGUAAGUGUUUCUUGUGCUUAG
Molecule: messenger RNA, 672 nt
Organism: Arctia plantaginis
Lineage: Eukaryota; Metazoa; Arthropoda; Insecta; Lepidoptera; Erebidae
Source: the annotation of a GenBank genome assembly